AUAUCAUUGUUUCACCCAUCUGGUAACACCGCAAGUCGUAUUGUGCAAAAAGGAAAUUUAAUUUAGCCAAAACAAAAGCCCAAUAAGGAACAUGGCCCACGACCGCGAGGUGCUGCGAAUGAUCUGGGAGGGUCAGAUAGGCAUAUGCUUCCAGGCGGAUCGAGACGAGAUCGUGGGCAUCAAACCGGAGCCUUUCUAUCUGAUGAUAUCGCGACUCAGCUACUUGCCUUUGGUGACCGACAAGGUUCGCAAGUACUUCUCACGCUAUAUAAGCGCCGAACACCAGGACGGAGCUGUGUGGUUCGACUUCAAUGGAACGCCCCUGCGCCUUCACUAUCCAAUUGGUGUCCUAUACGAUCUGCUGCAUCCGGAGGAGGACAGCACGCCCUGGUGCCUCACCAUUCACUUCUCCAAGUUCCCCGAGGACACGCUCGUCAAGCUCAACUCCAAGGAGCUGCUGGAAUCGCACUACAUGUCCUGCCUGAAGGAGGCAGAUGUGCUUAAGCACCGCGGCCUGGUCAUAUCCGCUAUGCAGAAGAAGGACCACAAUCAGCUGUGGCUGGGAUUGGUCAACGAAAAGUUCGAUCAGUUCUGGGCCGUCAAUCGGAGGCUAAUGGAACCGUAUGGCGAUCUGGAGUCCUUCAAAAACAUUCCCCUGCGAAUCUACACAGACGAUGACUUCACGUACACCCAGAAACUGAUUUCGCCGAUCAGCGUGGGCGGACAAAAGAAGAGUUUGGCCGAUUUAAUGGCCGAAUUAUCGACACCUGUGCGCAAAGCGGUUGGAUGUCGCACCCACGGCAUCGAUCUUCACGAGGAGACCCAACUCCAAUGGAUGUCCGAGCAUCUGAGCUAUCCCGACAACUUUUUGCAUUUAUCGGUGGACUACAAGGAUGUUUAGCCUUAUCCCUAUAUGUAUAUAGCCCUAUGUUUUGCCCAGUUCGCGUGCGUGUAUAUUUAUGCUUGUGUUCGUGUCCAUGUGUGCUUGUGAGUGUGCGUGCAGUUCUAUUUUUCGAUUCCAGCAAAUCCCAGGGCGAUCCUCUGCGAUCGAUUUACAUACGACUUACAUACAUAUAUACGGAUCCAUGUAUAUAUCCAAAAAUACGUAUAGUUAAGCUAAUCUGUAUGUUAUAUUUAUGAUAUAUGCCAGCAUUUAAAAGAAGCGAGCAGCGCAAACCAAACGAUUACUGAAACUACCCACUAACUAAUAAUACCAACAUACAGUUAAACUUAACUUUUUUUUUAUUUCGGAGCCUAAUCUGCCAAUUUCAGUUGCGGCAAACUUUAUUGAAAUUAAAGCACAGUUUUAUUACGUUUAUGUAAUUAUUUGAUACACUAAAACAACAUCACGCCACACUAAUGAUUAAUGGAAGCUAUUUUAUAUCGACCCAAUCAAAAAUAUAUAUAUAUA
Molecule: messenger RNA, 1411 nt
Organism: Drosophila mauritiana
Lineage: Eukaryota; Metazoa; Arthropoda; Insecta; Diptera; Drosophilidae
Gene: Atg5
Product: autophagy protein 5
Exons: 6
Coding region: 92-901 (269 amino acids)
Biological process (GO): autophagosome assembly; cellular response to nitrogen starvation; C-terminal protein lipidation
Cellular component (GO): phagophore assembly site membrane; cytoplasm; Atg12-Atg5-Atg16 complex
Source: RefSeq, a predicted model, not a curated record